This is a messenger RNA of Oncorhynchus masou masou (cherry salmon), 4738 nucleotides long. RefSeq names its product protein 4.1-like. The transcript has 21 exons. Gene Ontology annotation, biological process: cortical actin cytoskeleton organization. Gene Ontology annotation, molecular function: actin binding; structural molecule activity. Gene Ontology annotation, cellular component: cytoskeleton; plasma membrane. The coding region runs from base 145 to 2469 and encodes 774 amino acids. The record is from RefSeq and is a predicted model, not a curated record. Lineage: Eukaryota; Metazoa; Chordata; Actinopteri; Salmoniformes; Salmonidae.
AUUUUUUUAAAUAGCCCGGAUAAUAACACACAUGGAAUUGUGACUCUAUUUACCCAAUGCGCUAAAAGAGUAGAGAACCAGCCGUUUAUUUUCAUUGAGGAGUAUUUGUUUAUUUUCAUGAACUAGACAGAAGAAGCUAUUGCCAUGACAACAGACGAGGCGACAGAGAGCCAGCAUCAGAAGAAGCCCAGCCAGCAGGAGGCGGAGCAGCAUCAGGCCACGCCUCCUGACCACGGACCCUCUGAGUCCCAGGCCGCCACCAGCCCCGCCACCUCGCCACAGAGCACUGGCUCGCCCUCGUUCUCCUCUCCCCAGGAGGAGGUGCAGCUGAGACCCCGCCGGCGCACCUCAGCCGGCCGCGGCCUCUCGCGCCUCUUCUCCUCCUUCCUGAAGAGGCGUUCCCAGUGCGAGGAGGACGGGGGAGAGAAGGGGGAGAAAGGAGGGGACGGGGAAGAGCCCAAGGCGCCCAUCGCUGACUGUGAGCCAGAGCUCAAGAUCGAGGGUGAUCAGAACCUUGACCUGCACUCACUCAGCAGCAACGAGGCGCAGCUUGUCCAGGUAGACCAGAAGGAAGACCCCGAGAAAGACUCUGAGGAAGAGGAGGGAGAGACAGAUAAGGAGAAAAGAGAAGAGGACGGUGCCCGGGGGAAGGAGAAAGAGGAGGAGGAGCCUGAGGGAGAAGGAGAGAAAGAGGGAGUAGAGAAGACAACAGAGGAAGACGCUCAACCUCCUAAGCCUCCCCGUCGACCCUUGAUCAUGCAAAUUAAAGUUACUCUGCUGGACGACACUCUGUUUGAGUGUGAGCUGGAUAAACAUGCCAAAGGUGUGGAGCUGUUCACCAAGGUGUGUGACCACCUCAACCUGCUGGAGAGAGACUACUACGGCCUGGCCAUCUGGGAGUCGCCCUCCAUGAAGACCUGGAUGGAUUUCACCAAGGAGAUCCGCAGGCAGGUUCAAGGUAUUCUUGGAUCUAUCACAUCCGUCAGUGAUUGGGAGUCUCGUAGGGUGGCAUACAAUUGGUACUACCUGUGUCUCCAGCUACGUAAGGACAUCCUGGGUGGCCGUCUACCCUGCUCCUUUGUCACGCUGGCCCUUCUGGGUUCCUACGCACUGCAGUCAGAGCUGGGGGAGUAUGACCCAGAGACACACGCACCAGACUACGCCAAGGACCUGAGGCUGGCCCCGGGACAAACCAAGGAGCUAGAGAAGAAAGUUAUGGAGCUGCAUAAGACAUACAGGUCAGGAGGGGUUUUAAUACACGAUCUAGAUGGAGUGGAUAUUAUGCUGGGUGUGUGUUCUGGGGGUUUGAUGGUCUACAAGGACAAGCUGAGGAUCAACCGUUUCCCCUGGCCCAAAGUGCUCAAGGUCUCCUACAAACGCAGCAGUUUCUUCAUCAAGAUACGCCCCUCAGAGCUGGAGCAUUACGAAAGCGCCAUUGGUUUCAAACUGCCAAACUACAAGGCCUCCAAGAAGCUGUGGAAAGUGUGUGUGGAGCAUCACACCUUCUUCAGACUGACCUCUACUGAGGUGGCUACCACUCCCAGGAAGUUCCUAGCACUGGGUUCUAAGUUCCGCUACAGUGGGCGGACCCAGGCUCAGACCCGCCAGGCCAGCUCUAUGAUUGACAGGCCAGCCCCCCUGUUCCAACGCUCGGCCAGCAAGAGGAACUCACGCAGCCUGGACGAAGCCAUGGUGUCCACUCCAGACAAGAGCAUCCUAUUUAGUCAGUGCUCCCAUUAUGUCCCACUAUUUAAUCCAGGGAUGCCACAUUCGCCCCGAGACAGAACCGGCACGGAGGCGGUGCGCGUGAAGAAGAAAAGAGCUAAGAAACUUGAGGGUCAAACUAUUUAUAUCAGGCAUAGCAAUAUAAUGUUGGAGGACCUGGAUAAGACCCAUACAGAGAUCAUGCGUCACCAUACCAGUAUCAGUGAGCUGAAGAGAAGCUUCAUGGAGUCUGUUCCAGAGCCGCGGCAGAGCGAGUGGGACAAACGCCUGUCCACACACUCACCCUUCCGCACUGCCAGCAUCAACGGACAGCUGCAGUCAGGCACUGACGGGUCUAACGUGGUGAAAACACAGACCAUCACCAUCUCAGACGUGUCUAACUCCCUACGAGGAGACGUCUAUAACAAGGAGGUCCCCAUUGUGCACACUGAGACCAAGACCAUUACCUACGAGUCAGCGCAGCCCGUAGACAGCAUGGCAGAGAGGGACUCUGGAGUGCUGUUGAGUGCCCAGACCAUCACCUCAGAGACAGUCAGUACAACCACCACCACUCAGAUCACCAAGACAGUGAAAGGAGGGAUCUCAGAGACUCGCAUUGAGAAGAGGAUUGUGAUAACUGGAGACACAGAGAUUGAUCACGACAAGGCUCUGGCCCAGGCCAUCAAGGAGACGAAGGAGCAGCACCCGGACAUGUCUGUGACCAAAGUGGUGGUGCAUCAGGAAACAGAGAUCACCCCAGAUUAACCCCAGGCUCACCUCUCCUAUAACCAGCUGGGGGCCAAAACUACCACGGCGCCUGAGGAAGAUCAACUCACAUACAGCCCCCCACCCCUCCCUUGUUCGCUUGUGUCACCACCAUUCCUACAUGUUUACCUCAGAGCCCCGUUCCCUCACACCACCCAACUGCACUGCCUUGCAGACAGACACACACACCACACCAGACUGGACCAGUCCAACCAACCAGAGUGAACAAGCUUCACUUUUGAACUAUGACCUUUGAUCCUCCCAGCCAAUGGAGUUUAACUGAAGGAGAAGGGAACAAACAUAACUCUCCAGAAAACUCCCAGAACAAUCCCUCUCGGUCGCUCUCCCUUCCACUCUACUGCCAAAUCCCGAAUGACUGAACUGGAUCUUCGAAACAACAAAAAUAUUGAAAUAAAGUAUUUGAAUUUUUUUUUCCCUUUCUCCCAUUUUUCUGGAGAUUUUAACGAGAAUUUUCAAAGGGCAUUUGGUCUUUCAAUUGUGUAGAGAUUGCAGGGACUUUGUUCAUAUUUUUCUACGAUUUUUCUUCUCGUCGUAAUUGGAAAAUCGGUAUCUUCAAGGUCAACUUUGAAGGGACUCUUAUUCUGAAGGGGGGAUGAUAACAAGAGAUUGUGGGUGAUUUUUCUGUAACUCUUAAACCGUCAUGAUACGAGGAUCCCUCUUCAAAUCAAACAACUUUACAACCAAUUUUGGUUUCAUCUCUUGUACAGUACAAAAAGUUUGUAAUAUUUAUUUUCCCUCUCAAUGUGAAAAGUAUUUUUUCGUUUUAAGUGUAAAAAAUAUCUAAUUUCAUCCAAACAUUUUUGAGGGCCAAUUUAAUAUCUCUUUGAAGAAAUUACUUCAUUAUCUAUUCUUCUGGAUGAUAUUCACACCUUUCGACAGUUUUUGUUUUUUAAUCGUCGUUGUUGUAGUCACACUGGGGGAAAAAGGGGGCUUCAUCAGAACUGGAGUGAAGGAAGCAGCGUAUUGAAAUUACUAUUUAUAUUUGUUAUUUUAUUUACAUCUUAUUUCUUUAAUUUAAUUUAAUUUUACCUUUAUUUAACCAGGCAAGUCAGUUAUGAACAAAUUCUUAUUUUCAUUUCUGCGUAUGUAUCCAUUAAUUUUAGAUCACCCUGACUUUACAGGUUUGUAGUUGUGUUUUUGUAUUAGGCUACUCACACUGCGUUCCAACCACCAGCUACAUAACAGUCAUCCAUUUGUACCUGGCAUGGCAGAGCAGCAGAGGCAACUUUACAAUGUCCUUCAUUUUCAUGUAUUUAUACUUUUCUACCAAAGGGGGCAGUGUUUACUCAUCUAUAGAGAUGGACCGCUAUACAGACGAUACUGUACUCCACAUGGUUAAAAGUAUGUGGAUACCGCUUCAAAUGAGUGGAUUUGUUUUUUUUUCAACCACACCGAUGGUGACCGGUGUAUAAAAUCGAGCACACAGCCAUGCAAUCUCCAUAGACAAACAUUGACAGUAGAAUGGCUCGUACUUAAGAGGUCAGCGACUUUCAAUGUUGCACCAUCAUAGGAUGCCACCUUUCCAACCAGUCAGUUCGUCAAAUUUCUUCCCUGCUAGAGCUGCCCCGGUCAACUGUAAGUGCUGUUAUUGUAAAGUGGAAACGUCUAGGAGCAACAACGGCUCAGUCGCGGAGUGGUAGGCCACACAAGCUCACAGAACAGGACCGUAAAAAAAUUCUAUCCUCAGAUGCAACACUCACUAACGUCAGCACAAGAACUGUUCAUCGGGAGCUUCAUAAAAUGGGUUACCAUGGCCGAGCUGCCGUACACAAGCCUAAGAGAUUUUGUUGAGAUCGAUGUGGAAGAACUUGACUGGCCUCCACAGAGCCCUGACCUUAACCCCAUCGAAUACUUUUGGGAUGACUUGGAACGCCGACUGCAAGCCAGGCCUAAUCUCUCAACAUCAGUGCCUGACCUCACUAAUGCUCUUGUGGCUAAAGGGAAGCAAGUCUUCACAGCAAUGUUCCAACAUCUAGUGGAAAGCCUUCCCAGAAGAGUGGAGGCUGUUAUAGCAGCAAUGUUCCAACAUCUAGUGAAAAGCUUUCCCAGAAGAGUGGAGGCUGUUAUAGCGGCAAUGUUCCAACAUCUAGUGAAAAGCUUUCCCAGAAGAGUGGAGGCUGUUAUAGCAGCAAUGUUCCAACAUCUAGUGGAAAGCCUUCCCAGAAGAGUGGAGGCUGUUAUAGCAGCAAUUUUCCAACAUCUAGUGGAAAGCCUUCCCAGAAGAGUGGAGGCUGUUAUAGCAGCAAUU